This is a messenger RNA of Sesamum indicum (sesame), 721 nucleotides long. Lineage: Eukaryota; Viridiplantae; Streptophyta; Magnoliopsida; Lamiales; Pedaliaceae. The record is from RefSeq and is a predicted model, not a curated record.
AUCCAAUCCAAUAAAUGUAGAGCCCCCGCCGGCUGUGGUGCCCCACAAUUUACAUAAUCCCACUCCCCCACCUCCUUCCUCCCCCGGAAAAUCACCACCACCGCUCCAUGGUUCAGAUCGAUGUUUCCAUUAAUCUGAAAGUUUCAGUUUCAAUCUCCGGUUAUUCUUGUUUUUCUCGGUAAUUGUUUGAAUAGAUAUGAGGGAUGAUGACGUCCUACCCGUUUCUACGCCCACAUCUUCAUCACUUGUAUCGUCGUCAUCGUCCUCGGGGAUUCCCAGGAAGGACAGUUCGUCGGAUCAGUUAAACAUUUUCCGCCGCGGACGCUACAAGUUUUGGGCUCUCGCCGCUAUAUUGUUGCUCGCGUUCUGGUCGAUGCUCACUGGAACGGUCACCCUCCGCUGGUCCGCUGGAGAUCUCAAAAACCGGUUCGCUGACGAUUACAACUCCCACGCAGCUGAGGAUCUCGACGUCCUCGAUUUGGAGGAGAGGGAGAAACUGGUGAAGCACAUGUGGGAUGUGUAUACCAACAGCCCGCGGUUCAGAUUUGGGGGUUUUUGGCAGGAGGCUUUUGUGGCGGCGUACGAGGAUUUGACGAGCGAGGUGCCUGAGGUUAGGGAGGCCGCUAUUUCGGAGAUCGCCAGGAUGUCCGCUCGUUACCUUAAGCUCGAUCCACCUCCUGUACAUUCAUCGUUGUCAUUGUUGUGAGUGCGACUAUAAAUU